Molecule: messenger RNA, 1053 nt
Organism: Macrosteles quadrilineatus (aster leafhopper)
Lineage: Eukaryota; Metazoa; Arthropoda; Insecta; Hemiptera; Cicadellidae
Gene: mRpL22
Product: 39S ribosomal protein L22, mitochondrial
Exons: 5
Coding region: 195-866 (223 amino acids)
Biological process (GO): translation; ribosome assembly
Cellular component (GO): ribosome; mitochondrial large ribosomal subunit
Molecular function (GO): structural constituent of ribosome
Source: RefSeq, a predicted model, not a curated record
UGAAGUGUGUGUGUUAGCUAUUAUAUUUACCUAAAACAUUUGCUAAUUUUAAGUACUUCUAAGAUUAUAUCCAAUUAAUUAAAUGCAGUUCAAAUAAGAAAACCUUUUAAGUUUGUAUGAUACUUAGGCUACCAGAGCUCAGCCUUACUCGAUUUAAGAACCUCAUGACUACUUCCAUACAGUGAGGGGAAAGUAUGCAACCGAUAAGGAAAUGUUCGGUUGUUUUAACCAAACUGUCAGCUUUCACAAGAAAGCCGAUAUUACACAUUGAAAAUGUAGCAGCUGCCAGCAACUUAUUAAUUCAAAAGCUUGAUUUUCAUUCAAGUCGGACAUGCUUCAAAGAUUCUAUCUUCCCAGAACCUAAAAAUUGGCUAACUUAUAAUGAAAAAGUAUUCCCCCCGCAGGGACCUGAAGAAGAAAGACGGCCUGCUUACGUUUGUCACAUGAAAUGCAACAUUCACUACAGCUUCAAGAAGUUGUGGUACAUAGCUGUUUUUGUACGAGGAAUGUCCGUUGACGAGGCCAUUAAACAGCUGAGCUUUGUACCUAGGAAGGGAGCCGUACAUGUGAAGGAAGCCAUUCUUGAAGCUCAACAACUUGCAGUAGAGAAACAUAACGUUGAAUUCAAAAGCAAUCUUUGGGUUGCUGAGUCUUUCUGCGGUAAAGCACUAACAUUGCGAGGCAUACGCAGACAUGCCAAGAGCAGGAUAGGCCGAAUAGAUUAUCGUUACAGCCACUACUUUGUGCGGCUGGAGGAAGGACCUCCGCCAAAGCAGUACUAUUGGUCCGAGGACAGAUCUGGCGAGGGAUUGCUCAAACAGUGGCUAGAAGAGAAACGGCAGAGGGCGAUUCUCAACACGUUGUGAGGUAGUUUAGUUGUACCGUGUCUCCAAAAGAUAUGUUAGAAACUUGAAAAUUUGUAAAUAAUAUGCCUUGUACAAACCCUCUGUUUGGUUUAUUUACCUCAUGAUAUCCAUAUUUUCAUUAUAUAUCAAGGAAAUUGAUUAGCAGUUUAUUCAAUCCUACUCAUAAACCUAGGGCCGUAUUUCCAAA